Molecule: messenger RNA, 4035 nt
Organism: Phyllotreta striolata
Lineage: Eukaryota; Metazoa; Arthropoda; Insecta; Coleoptera; Chrysomelidae
Source: the annotation of a GenBank genome assembly
UAUAAGGUGAAUGUUCAUGGCACGUACUUGUCGAGUUGCAAAAGUUAACUGAAACCAGUUAGUCAUGCUUUAAAUGAUAGAGCGCAGGAAAAAUGGAUGCAACUACGGAAGUGGACAAUCCCAAUCCUAGAGAAAAAGCCAACAUAUUCUCUAUAAUAUUCUUUGUCUACACAUUACCCAUAUUCAAGAAGGGCGUUAAAAAGGAUUUCGAAGCCGAAGAUUUAUACAACACCCUCGAAAGCGACAGAAGCUCAGACCUAGGCAGCACAUUAGAAAGAAAUUGGAUUAAACAAAAAAGCAAACCCAACAACAAAAAACCGAAACUAUUGCACGCAGUAUGGAACACCUAUUGGAUAGAAUAUUUACGUCUAGGAAUAUUAGUUUUCUUAACGGAUAUAGUGCUGAGAGUGAGCCAACCGUACGUGCUCGGUUUGCUCUUAGAUUACUACAAUCCGCAGUCUUCGACAUCGAAAGAACAGGCCCUGGGAUACGCCGGAUUAAUCGUAGCAUUCAACGCAUUUUCCUCCUUCAUCAGGAAUCAAUUCUCGAUUAACGCCAAGCACGUCGGCAUGAGGGCCAGAGUCGCGGCAUCUUCCUUGAUUUACAGAAAGGCUCUAAAACUCAGCAACGUGGCGCUUGGCAAAAAUUCCGUAGGAAAAAUCGUCAAUCUUCUAUCCAACGACGUCAACAGAUUCGAUAUGGCGCCCCAAUUGAUCCACCAACUCUGGGUGGGACCGCUCACAGCAAUCGCCGUAAUGUACAUAAUUUUCAGAGAUAUCGGAAUGUCCUGCAUGGCGGGUAUCGUGACCAUAAUCCUCAUGAGUCCCCUGCAAGCCUACAUCGGGAGGCUUUCGGCCAAAUACCGCAGGAAAACGGCCCUCAAAACCGACGAAAGAAUCAGACUGAUGGACGAAGUCAUCACCGGCAUUCAAGUGAUCAAAAUGUACGCCUGGGAGAAACCAUUCGCUAAAUUAAUAGCACUGGCUCGCAAAGCCGAAAUAAACAUCAUCAAACGGGGACAGUACGUCAGGGGGAUAUUCAUGGCCUUCAACAUGUUCAACAACAGGUUCGCUUUAUUCGCCACCUUAGCUACAAUGGUGUUCCAGGAACAGGCCAUUACUGCCUCGAGAGUCUACGUCUACAUGUCCUACUACCAAAUCCUGGCCAAUACCUUGGCGGGAUCCUUCGUGAACAGCAUCACCCAGUACGCCGAGCUGAUGGUGUCCAUCAACCGAAUGCAGGACUUCCUGGAGAGCGAGGAGCACCAGCAGCCGCGCCUGCUGAGCAGGGGGCUCAGCUCCGACGGAUCCAAGGACAUGGUCGUCCUGAAGGACGUCACGGCGGUCUACGACGAAAGUUCCUCGGAGCCGGCGCUGAAGAACAUCAACAUCAGGAUGGGCAGCGACUUCCUGCUCGGCGUGAUGGGCCCGGUGGGCAGCGGGAAGAGCUCUUUGCUGCAAACGUUGUUAGGGGAAACCAGUAUUAUCCAGGGCGGUUUGACGAUCAACGGGACGAUUUCGUACGCUUCGCAGGAGCCUUGGAUAUUUUCCGCUACGAUCAGACAGAACAUCCUCUUCGGAUCGCCGUUCGAUCAGAAGAGGUACGAUCGGGUGAUACGCGUUUGCGAGCUGCAGAAGGACAUCAACCAGUUCGCCGAUCGGGAUUUCACCGUUAUAGGCGAGAACGGGGCCAAUCUGAGCGGCGGCCAGAAAGCCAGAGUCAAUCUAGCUAGGGCCAUAUACAAGGAGGCGGACAUUUAUUUGCUGGACGAUCCGCUAUCCGCUGUCGAUAUAAUGGUCUCAAAAGUGCUCUACGAGGACUGCAUUCAGGGCUUCCUGAGCGGGAAAACUAGAAUUUUGGUUACUCAUCAAGUACAUUACCUGAACACCGCUGAUCAUGUUAUUGUUUUGAAUGGAGGUAACAUAGAAAUCGAAGGUACUUACUCGGAAUUGGUCAAAAGCGAAAACCCGCUCACCGUUCACCUAACUGAAGAAGAAAACGAGAUAAUCAAACGGCAACUCUCCAUAUCCGAAGCCUCUGUAGAUGGAGACGAAAGGAAAACUAGCGUGAAAAACACUCCUCCCACCGUAAACGGCAAGAUCAAAGACGUGUCGAAGCAGAUGCAAGAGAAAACGUCGAAGGGAACGAUCGAAGGCUCGUUGUUGUGGAAGUAUUUCCGAUCUGGUCUCUCCGUGUUCGAGAUGAUGUUCUUGGUGGCCUUGCUGGGCACCGCCCAAGGCGCGGCAAGUUUGAACGACUGGUACAUGAGUUUCUGGACCAACGCCGAGGAGGCCAGGACUUUGAACCUAACCAAUUCGACGCUGAAUUCGGAAUACCCUACCACCAUCUGGAGCAGCAAUACUUACCUCAUACUGUACUCGGGUAUUUUGGCCGUUUGCUUGAUAACCACCAUGCUUCGCUCGAUUUUGUACUACAAGUUCAUCAUGACCUGCGCCGAGAAGAUGCACGGUGCGCUCUACCGAGGCGUGACUAGCACUUACAUGAGCUUCUUCGACCAGAACCCCAGCGGGAGGAUAUUGAACCGAUUCUCCAAGGACAUCGGUACUGUCGAUGAAGGAUUGCCCGCUAUGCUCUUCAUGUCGACUAGGACACUAUUAGGAAUGGUGGGUCAUCUAGCUCUUGUGCUAUACGUUAACCCCUACACUUUAAUAAUCGUUGCAAUUCUCACCCUGAUAUUCUCGUUCGUGCGACAUAUUUAUUUGAGAUCGUCGAACAAUAUCAAGAGACUCGAAGGAAGAAUGAAGAGUCCUGUAUUCAAUCAUCUAACGGCAACAUUGCAAGGAUUAACGACAAUCAGAGCUUACAAAGCAGAAACGAUUCUCAAAGCGGAAUUCGACAGACACCAGGACCGCCAUUCGAGCUCUUGGUUCAUGUUCAUCAGCGCGAACACCGCCUUCGGAUUCAGCCUUGAUCUCAUUUGCCUGAUGUUCAUCGGAUCGAUCACUUUCAGUCUAAUUUUGCUGGGCGAAUAUUUCAAGCUAACUGGUGGCGAUGUCGGAUUGGCCAUAAAUCAAGCCACCGCUCUAACUAGUAACAUUCAGUUCCUCGUGCUGUUCUCCGCGAACAUAUCGAAUCAGCUGAUGUCGGUAGAGAGGGUGUUGGAGUACCGGGAGUUGAAGCCCGAACUGCAACCGGAGAAACCCCUGGAUCCGGGGAAAACCUGGCCGAAGGAAGGCAACAUCAGCAUCGAGAAUUUAGUGAUGAAAUACGAGGAAGACGGUCCACAAGUGUUGAAAGAUAUUACCGUCCACAUCAAACCCAAAGAGAAAAUAGGUAUAGUAGGAAGGACGGGCGCCGGGAAAUCCUCCCUGAUCGCCUCGAUUUUCCGGCUCACCGCCGUCGAAGGUAAGAUACAAAUCGACAACGUCAACACCAAAGACAUCACGCUCGAGCAACUGAGGUCCAAGGUCUCCAUCAUACCGCAGGAUCCGAUCCUCUUCUCCGGCACGCUGCGGUACAAUCUCGACCCGUUCGACGAGUACAGCGACGAGGUGCUGUACAGGGCGAUCAACGAGGUCGAGCUCAGAGACCCCAACAACAUCAUCAACAGAUUGGAGAACCGGGUGAUGGUUAGAGGAUCGAAUUACAGCGUCGGCCAGAGACAGCUCAUUUGCUUGGCGAGGGCCAUCAUUAGGAAUAAUAAAAUAUUAGUGUUGGAUGAAGCCACUGCCAAUGUGGAUCCCCAGACUGACGUGCUGAUUCAGAAGACAAUCAGGGAUAAGUUCUCGGAUUGCACCGUCCUCACCGUGGCCCAUCGUUUGAACACGAUCAUCGAUUCCGAUAAGAUUUUGGUGCUGUCCAAUGGGGAAGUGCAGGAGUUCAAUCAUCCGUAUUUGCUGCUGAAGAACGAGCAGAGCGCGUUCAGGAAAAUGGUCGAAGAAGCUGGACAAACUACGCUCAAACUGUUCGAAGACACCUCCGGUUCCAAUUACCAAAGAUCGCUCGAUUCCGUUAAGAUUUAAAAGGAGAAUUUAAGAUAGCUAAAUGAAAUUAUUGUGAGAAUUGUAUGUGUAC